AUGAGUAUCAAUUAAUUAAUACUAAUUAUUUCUAUUUUGAUAGCGACACUAAAGGCUUAAUGCUAAAGCGGACAAAUAAAUGACAUUUUAAACUAAAAAUGCUUACCUUGCUCUAUAAAUUGCUAAGAUUGUUUUAGCGCAGGAGAUGAUUCGUGCGUUAAUUGCGCUAAGAAUUACUUUAAAAGUUAUUCUAGUACUUCUACUUGUGUCUAAAGUUGCCAAACUGGUGAGUUUUAAAAUUAAAAUUUUUAAUGUGCUAAAUGUAUGGUUGAAGGAUGCGCUAAAUGUGAUUUUAAUUAGAUUUGCCUCGAAUGCAAUCAAAAUUUGAUGCUAGAUACUAAGAGUAACAUAUGUUAUCUUAGGGAAGACACUUGCUCCUCUAAAUUUGACUUUAUUCAAUAGCCUUUCAAAUUAAAUUAAUGUGUUCAGAGUUGUCCAUCUCCUUUUUAUUAAAAUCAAAUGACAUAGAUUUGUGAAAAAAAUCUUUAAUGCUUAUAAUUUGAUAGAUUAUCUGCAUAACUUAAUCAAAGGGUUACUUAAAUUGAAUAGUUUCAAUAAAAAUCGUAUCUGAUUAGAGCUAAUUAAUGUAAUUUUGCAGUAGCUGAUCAAAAUUUCUAAAUAAUUUACACAUAAGUUCUUCAAAAUAUGACUACCUUUGAGAAAUUAUAUAUGCCUACACCUGGCUAAGAAUACAAUCAAAAAAGUUUUAUUAUUGGGCAAUAUGGUGGCUGUACUGCAAAUAAAACCUUGGUUGUGAUGGAUUUUAUAAAAAAUAGAAUUGUUUUUUAAUAAAUUAACUUAGAUCAAGAUUACUAUUUACUUUAUGCAGACACUUAUAAUCAAAUACUUUUAAAGCACAACUUACUACAUAUAAAAGUUUGA
This is a messenger RNA of Tetrahymena thermophila SB210, 882 nucleotides long. RefSeq names its product zinc finger protein. NCBI's taxonomy places the organism in Eukaryota, Ciliophora, Oligohymenophorea, Hymenostomatida, Tetrahymenidae. The transcript has 2 exons. The record is from RefSeq and is a predicted model, not a curated record.